AUGGAAGAUAUGCUCUAUUUCAAAGAUGGUGAUCAUGCUAUACUACUUACACAUCAUAAUAGAACAAUAAUUGUACAAGCACAUAAACAAAGGUUUUUACGUCGAGAUACAUUAGCCAUGUUGUUAUCGUUAUCAAAUGUUAGUUGUACAUCAACUGUUGCGAUUAUUGAGUCUUGUCAAGGACUUAUUCUUGCAUCUGUUAUUCAGCGUUGUGCUGCUGGAAAUGGAAAAAUUUUUAAUUUGACAUCAGGUGGAAAUACAAAAUCUAGUGUAAGAUUGACAUCAACUUAUUCAAUUCUGAAAUAA
Didymodactylos carnosus is the source of this 306-nucleotide messenger RNA. The record is from the annotation of a GenBank genome assembly. Lineage: Eukaryota; Metazoa; Rotifera; Eurotatoria; Philodinida; Philodinidae.